CGGCGAGACGCGCUUCAAUGCGGCGCACACAGCGUCCACCAAAAACCGGCUCUUUCUCUAACGUUUCCUUGUUGUGGUUGGUGGACUGCGCCGCAACUGUUCUUCCUUCCCGGCGAUUUCUUAGCGAUCGCCACCAGACACGAAUUUAGGGAAAACGGCAAAGUUUCCCAAGAAAUGUCUAAAAUUUAAGUUUGCGACCGGUGGACGUGUGUUGUAGUUCAUGAAUGUCUCUUAAGGUCGUCUGAGCUGUUGAGAGGAAACAGUCCGUGAUUUUUAAUCUAAACGUCUUUCGUCACUCACACCGGUGUUUGCGUCAAACUUAAAAAGUGACGCCAGGGCGGCCGGUGGCUUCCCCCCGACAUCCGCCGUCUGAUAGUGGGUUUCGAUAAGCGCCAGGUUUCGGGGUCCACCUUAAACCGGAGACCCGUUCCCGUGAGCCGCCGAGCGGAGCUGCAGCCUGAGCGCAGACCCGCUCACGGACCGGGUUUCACGGCGGAUCCCGCUGCUUUCCGCGGUUCGACAUGAAUUUUUCUGAAGCUAAAUCGGAGCUGAAGCAGCUGCUGAGCAGAGUGAGCCCGUCCGAGCUCCCCAAAGUCCUGGACUGGGUCAGGAACGCAGGCGAGCUGGACGACCUGCUGGUGGACAACAGGAAGGUGAUGCUGCAGAGCAUCGCGGACGACCUGAGGGCCGGUCUGCCUCUGGACGCCAUGUUACCCUCUGAGACCGCCGCCCACCACAAGAUGCAGCAGCGGUCGCGGCCGACGCUCCACGUGGACGGCUUCCUGUACGAUGACGAGCAGGUGGACUCUCUGUGUGAGGAGGGAGCCAUGAGCCGGACCUACUGCCUCGCCUGUGGGUCCUACAGGACGGCACCUCUGGACUUCAUCUCCCACUCGUUCUCUGUGUCCGAGCUCCAGUUUCUGUUCCAGAACGUUCUUCCAGACCUGAGCGGUCGGAUGCUGGUGGACGUCGGAUCCAGACUGGGAGCUGUGCUGUACGGGGGUUACGUGUACAGCUCGGCCUCGCGCCUCCUCGGUCUGGAGCUCAGCGAGGAGUUCGUCAGGCUGCAGAACAACAUGCUGCACAAAUACAGACUGGAGGACAGAGUUCAGGUUCUCCACGCUGACGUCUGCACGCAGGACGUUCUCCUGCAGAACACCGACGUUCUGGUCAUGAACAACGUCUUCGAGUUCUUCAUGGAGCCCAGUGAGCAAGUCAGAGCCUGGAGGUUCAUCAUGCAGAACUUUGUGAAGACAGGGGCUCUGCUGGUGACUGUUCCCAGUCUUCAGGAGAGUCUGAACGCUCUGCAGGAGGCGCCGCGGCCCGGCUGGGUGGAGGAACUUCCUGUGGACUAUGACGUUUACCUGGGCAGAGACACAGACCCCAACGCCCUCAGACAGAUCCACCUUUACAGGGUCAUGUGAACUGGACUGGACUGGUUUCCAUUGGCCUUAACUGGUUUGAAUUGUUCUGGACUGUUUUGGACUGCUCCAAAAAACUUAAAACUUGGCUCCCUUGGUCUGGACCCAUCUGAGGUCAGUCCGAUUCCUGGUCUGGGGUGUUGUGGUCUGCAGCUGUGAUCAGAUCCCAGUGUUUCCUAACGUCUCUGUCCCCGGCUCCAACUCCUGCUGGAUGAACAGACGAUGAACGACAGUGAAACACAGGAAGGAAAAACAGAAAAUAUGUGGAACAGACACUGGACGUUAGUAGACACUUCAACAUCUGCUCACAGCUGCAUUACAGUCUGUUCUAAACCAAUAAUUACAUCUUGAUGAACCGAUUGUUCGUGAUAAACACCGCGACUUAACCAUUUCAUCAAGGGUUGUGAGUCUGUACAUCCAAACCUGAUUAAAAGUGAAUUAAUGAAA
This is a messenger RNA of Xiphias gladius (swordfish), 1868 nucleotides long. RefSeq lists its product as uncharacterized. The transcript is spliced from 8 exons. The record is from RefSeq and is a predicted model, not a curated record. Gene Ontology annotation, molecular function: methyltransferase activity. NCBI's taxonomy places the organism in Eukaryota, Metazoa, Chordata, Actinopteri, Istiophoriformes, Xiphiidae. The coding region runs from base 522 to 1424 and encodes 300 amino acids.